AUGCGGAACCACAAGGGCAACGAGAAGGAGUACAUUCAGAACUGCCUGAAGGAAUGCCGUGCCGAAAUCCGUACCCAGGACCUCGACCUCAAGGCCACCGCCCUCCUCAAGCUGGUCUACCUCGAAAUGUUCGGCCACGACAUGUCGUGGGCCUCCUUCAACGUCCUCGAGGUCAUGGCAUCUCCCACCUACCACCAGAAGCGCGUGGGCUACCUCGGCGCCAUCCAGAGCUUUCGCCCGGACACCGAGGUCCUGAUGCUGGCCACGAACCUGCUUAAGAAGGACCUGACGGCCACAUCGACGACCACCAUUGCACUGCCCAUCGUGGCUCUGCCGCAUGUCAUCACACCCUCUCUCGCCCUCUCGACCCUGUCCGACAUCCUACCUCGCCUGACCCAUUCUCAUCCCUCGAUCCGCAAGAAGGCCAUUGUCACUCUCUACAGAAUGGCACUGGUAUACCCCGAGACGCUUCGUGCUGCCUGGCCCAAGAUCAAGGAUAAGCUGAUGGAUGUGAACGAGGAUCCCAGUGUCACAGCCGCCAUCGUGAAUGUCGUUUGCGAGCUCGGAUGGCGCAGGCCACACGACUUCCUACCUCUGGCGCCGAGGCUCUUCGAGUUGCUCGUCGACAGUGGGAACAAUUGGAUGGCAAUCAAGCUGAUCAAACUGUUCGCUACCCUUACUCCCCUUGAGCCUAGACUCGUGCGCAAGCUGCUCCCCCCUUUGACGGAAAUCAUCCGAACAACACCUGCCAUGUCCCUCCUGUACGAAUGCAUCAACGGUAUCAUUCAGGGAGGCAUUCUGGGAAGUGGUGAUGAUGAUGCUGGAAGAGAAGAGAUCGCUUCGCUCUGCGUUAACAAGCUCCGUUCCAUGAUCAUGGUCGACGGUGAUCCGAACCUUAAAUACGUUGCGUUACUUGCAUUCAACAAGAUCGUUGUCACGCACCCCUGGCUUGUUGCCCAACAAGAAGAUGUCAUCCUCGAGUGCAUCGACAGCACUGACAUCUCAAUCCGCAUCAAGGCGCUUGAUCUGGUUCAAGGAAUGGUCAGCAGCGAAAACCUCACCUCGAUCGUCAGUCGCCUGAUGAGGCAACUGAAGAUUGCUUCUGCUGAGGACCGUGUUGGUGCUGCCACAGAUCCUGCAGACCUGGAGUCUGAUGAAGAGGCUUCCGGAAGGAGACUAAGUCCGGCACAGAGGGUCAAGGAAACUGCACCACCACUCCCAGAUGAUUAUAGGAUCGAUGUCAUCAACAGGGUACUUAGUAUGUGCUCCCAGCAAAACUACAGCAACUUGACCGACUUCGAGUGGUAUAUCGAUAUCCUGAUCCAGCUGGUUCGGACCGCACCGCCCCCACGGCCCAUGGAUGAUAUGAAUUCGUCAUCACCGUCUGGGAAAUUCAGUGUUGGAGACGUGUCGGAGAGGAUUGGUGACGAACUCAGAAAUGUUGCGGUCAAAGUUCAAGCCAUCCGGCCUGGAUGCGUGGAAGCUGCCGAGAUCAUCAUGGCCUACUUCAGCAAGGAUGCACCCAUCGGCCAUCAAGUGGUCUCGGGCGCACUGAAACCCGUGGCCUGGAUCAUAGGCGAGUUUGCCUCGGAAGCCCGCUCUGCAGAGGACUGCCUCGAUUCGUUACUACAAUUGAUCCCACGAACAUCGUCUCCGGAGUCCUUGUCGGCUUGUCUCCAAGCUGCCACCAAAGUGUUCGCGCUCAUCGCCGGCGAUGCCUACGGUCUCUGGACUCCCGAGCGGAAAUCCAAGAUAUCACUCUUGAUGGCUCGUAUUAUCCAUGCUUUUGACCCCCUGGCUAUGGACCCAAAUCUCGAGGUUCAGGAGCGGGCCGUUGAGUUCAUUGAGUUGUUGAAGUUGACAGCUGAGGCUGUCUCCGGCCAGGAUGCAUCAUCAGCAGAGACACCAGGCGAUGCGCCGCUGCUCCUCGUACAAGCAAUACCGUCCUUAUUUUCUGGAUGGGAACUUAACUCCGUCGCCAUUGGUGCGCAGACCAACGUACCUUUACCUGAAGGGCUCGAUCUCGACGAGCCCAUCAAUCCCAAUCUCAACCAUCUCCUUGCCUCCGCCGAAUCCAUGGUGGUUCCCGCGGAUGAGGCAGACGAGUUCGAGAUUUAUUACAACAAGCGACCUCCGCCUACCAGCAUAUCCUCAGAACCAGCAGUCAGUCGCCUGAUCGAGAGCAAAGAGGAAGUCGUCAGCUCGUACCAGCAGCCUGCCGAGGACACCUAUCUCGACGCAGAUAUCCUCGCUAGACGGAAAGCUGAGCGACUCGAACGCAAUCGAGACGACCCAUUUUAUAUCGGAGACACGGGCAACCUUCCAGGAACUUCAACACCGAUUCACAACAUCCUUCAAAACUCCAAUGGCCCCGACUUUGACGUGGAUUCCAUUCCCGUCAUGGAGCUCGACUUGAAUCAGUUGAACGCUGGCAUGAGCUCCAGCCUACCAACGCAAAAGUCUUUGCCCUCGAGACCGAAGCCGAGACAGAAGAUUGUGGUCGCAGCCGACGAGACUCUCACCGGUAGUGGCGGCUCGACACCGCGGAACUACGACUCGGAAAACAACUCUGACAGCUUCACCAAGUCGCGCGCCAAGAAAUCCAAACAUCUCGGCGGACUGCUCGGUGUAGACUCGGCGAAUAUCGGCUCCUUCAGCCUCGACGACGAGCCAAAGAGCGGCUUCGACUACGAGGCCAAGCAGCGGGAAGACGCCGAGAUGGCCCAGGCCGUUAAGGAGGUGGAACGGCUCCGCCUCGAGAUGCAGCGCGCCAACGAGCGGAUACAGGUCGCCCAGGGCGUGGACGCCGAGGGCACCGUGGUCAAGAAGAAGAAGACGAAGAAGAGCAGCGCUACCGCCGUCGCUGUGUCUGGCGCGGAGGGUGCCGGGGCCGAUGUCACCGUCAAGCCAAAGAAGAAGAAAAAGAAGGCGCCCGUUGUCGAGGAGGGCCAGGACCAGCAGGCAGUGGUCGACGAUGCUGCCACACAGGAGGCCGACGAGACACCCGAAGCGGUUACGGUGGCCAAGCCGAAGAAGAAGAAGAAGAAAGCAAGGGCGGCCGAGAUCCAGGAUUAG
Messenger RNA from Neoarthrinium moseri, 3075 nucleotides. RefSeq lists its product as uncharacterized. Gene Ontology annotation, biological process: protein targeting to vacuole; Golgi to vacuole transport. NCBI's taxonomy places the organism in Eukaryota, Fungi, Ascomycota, Sordariomycetes, Amphisphaeriales, Apiosporaceae. The transcript has 3 exons. The record is from RefSeq and is a predicted model, not a curated record. The coding region runs from base 1 to 3075 and encodes 1024 amino acids. Gene Ontology annotation, cellular component: AP-3 adaptor complex; membrane coat; endosome membrane.